GCACUACUUCCACUACGUACUAAAAAUUUAUAGAGAUAAACAAAAUGGUGGCCUCGAAUGUAUCCGAAGCCGAAUCUGUUUACGACAGAGAACGACAACUAAAAGCUUUGGACGAAACAAAAGCCGGUGUCAAAGGACUUGCAGAUGCUGGUGUGGAGAAGCUGCCAGGUAUAUUCAUUCAUGAACAGCACAGGCUCAACAAAUACACCGUCCUCGAAUCCGACUCCAGCAUCCCAGUCAUCGACUUAGCCGACAUAGAUGAAUCCUCGAGUGCUCGUCGUGCCGUGAUCGAAAAGGUAAAAUACGCUUGCGAGAACUGGGGGUUCUUUCAGGUUGUCAAUCAUGGGAUUCCGGUGAGUGUUCUGGAUAAGAUGAUUGGCGAUAUACGUGCGUUUCAUGAGGGAGACCUUGAGAUGAAGAAAGAGUUCUAUAACCGUGAGUUCUUGAAUAAGAACGUGGUUUAUAAUACCAACUUUGAUCUCUAUCAAGUGUCUUCUUCAACCAACUGGAGGGAUACUUUGAAUGUCGUAUUGGCGCCUAGGGGUCCAAAACCUGAUGACUUGCCUGCUGUAUGUAGGGACGUUUUGCUGGAUUAUGCGGACAGAUUGAUGAAUUCAUUAGGGCCAACUCUCUUUGAAUUGGUGUCGGAAGCAUUAGGGCUGAAACCUAAUCACUUGAAAGACAUGGGCUGUAUAGAGGGAUUUUUAUUAGAAGGUCACUAUUUUCCAGCAUGCCCUGAACCAGAGCUAACACUGGGGACAAGUGACCAUUCUGAUAGUGGUUUCCUCACCGUGCUCCUACAAGACCAAGUGGGUGGACUACAAGUCCUCCAUGACAAUAAAUGGAUCAAUGUCAAACCCAUUCAUGGAGCUCUCAUCAUAAAUGUUGGAGAUAUGUUGCAGUUAAUCUCCAAUGGCAAGUUGUUGAGCGUCAUCCACCGAGUACGAGCCAAUAAUGUCGGACCAAGAACUUCUGUAGCUUCAUUUUUCCGGACACAUCUUCCACCGGAAAACAGUGCAAGAGUAUACGGACCUAUUGAGGAAUUGACAUCGAAAGAAAAUCCCCCAAUUUACCGAGAAACUACCAUAAAAGAUCUUGUUGAGCACUACUAUGGUAAAGGACACAAUGGUAUCUCUGCAUUGGAAUUUCUAAGGAUUAAUUGACUGAAGUAAAAAUAAUUUUCAUUUUAUGAUGUUAAAGUUUGUUUUGUGUAUUGGCAUGGUUUUGGAUUUGUGUGU
Molecule: messenger RNA, 1238 nt
Organism: Ziziphus jujuba (common jujube)
Lineage: Eukaryota; Viridiplantae; Streptophyta; Magnoliopsida; Rosales; Rhamnaceae
Product: 1-aminocyclopropane-1-carboxylate oxidase homolog 12-like
Exons: 3
Coding region: 45-1163 (372 amino acids)
Source: RefSeq, a predicted model, not a curated record